Messenger RNA from Pogoniulus pusillus (Red-fronted tinkerbird), 1554 nucleotides. RefSeq names its product midkine (gene MDK). Lineage: Eukaryota; Metazoa; Chordata; Aves; Piciformes; Lybiidae. The coding region runs from base 275 to 853 and encodes 192 amino acids. Gene Ontology annotation, molecular function: growth factor activity. The record is from RefSeq and is a predicted model, not a curated record. The transcript is spliced from 7 exons.
AAAUUGUCCCAGCCUUUCUGGGACAGCCCAGGGACCAGGUGUGUGUGCGAGCGACCAGGAGGAGGCAGCCUGCUCUGCUGCAGUGCCCAGGCUCUGGCACGUUGGCACUUGGCCCAUAUGUGAAGGAGUAGACGACCAUCGGUAACCAUAGCAAUGUGAGUUUUCCAGGGUCAAAUUUACAGCGGGGAAGAGCAGUGAUCCCAAAACCUGGGAGAUCCGAAGGUCUGUUUGGCCUCCCGUGGCAUGAACACACUCCUGGAAACAUCUACGUGUGAUGCAUGUGUGCAGCCGAGCCCGACGUCAGGGGCCGCUGUGCGCUGCGCGGGGGCUCCGCACGCGGCCGCCACACAAAGGCAGCAGCUCCGCUCCGCACCGCACCCUGCUCUGCACCCCGCUCCGCAUCCCGCUCCGCAUCGCAGGCAGGAUGCAUGUCCGGGGCCUUGUCCUCCUCCUGGCUCUGAUCCUGCUGUGCGCCACUGCUGAGGCUGGCAAGAACAAGAAAGAGAAGGUGAAGAAGGACAUCUCCGAGUGCGAGGACUGGCGCUGGGGACCCUGUGUCCCCAACAGCAAGGACUGUGGCCUGGGAUACCGUGAGGGAACUUGCAAAGAUGAGAGCAAGAAGCUCAAAUGCAAGAUCCCCUGCAACUGGAAGAAGAAGUUUGGAGCUGAUUGCAAGUACAAAUUUGAGAGCUGGGGUGGGUGCAGCUCUCAGACAGGUGUGAAGACUCGCUCCGGCAUCCUGAAGAAAGCCCUGUACAAUGCCCAGUGUGAAGAGAUUGUCUAUGUGACCAAGCCCUGCUCUUCCAAGAUCAAAUCAAAGUCCAAAGCAAAGAAGGGCAAGGGGAAGGACUAGAAUGAGAAGCCAGCAUCUUCAUUGGCCCCUCGACAUGGUGCUUACAGGGCUGGAUGUCCAGCUGCAGCCAGCCACUCUCCAGUCUUCCUCCUCCUCUCCUUCCUCCUUUCUGUGACCUCAUCUUUCACUGAGAUGCCUUGUUUUAAUCACUAGUGUUGUAGAGAGCAAACCCACCUGCCCCACAGGAGGGGCUGUCCCUCUCCCUGCUGCCCCACCGCUGCUGACAGUGUGUCCUGCUUGCCUUCUCUCAGCUGCUGUUGAGGUUCUUUGGGAUGUGUCUGCAAAGCUGGGAUGGGAACACACUUUUUUCCCCCCACCCUCCAGCACGAAUGAGAUGCCUUUAGCACAUCCUGUGGUGACCCCAGGAGCCUUCUCACUCUGCCAGGUACCAGUAUCAGGAGGAAGGGCUAGGUGUAAUGCCCAAGUAACCCCACCAUUCAUGCCCCUCACUCCUGUGAGGACUGCUCUCAGUUUGAGGUUUUUUUUUUUCCCAACAUCCCUUCAGCUGGGGCAAACAAAGCCACUGUCCCCAAGAACCACUGCAUUCCUUCUCUUCCAUCACUUCCAGCCAUCUGUGGCCACGCCAGGGCUGCAGGCCCUCUGCUGUUGGCACACCAGCACUGGUGCUAGGUGGGAGCUCUCACUUCUUUUGGAAAAUGGGGGUUGUUUUCUUUUCCAAUAAAAAUCUUUUACUAAAAAUA